Arctia plantaginis is the source of this 348-nucleotide messenger RNA. Lineage: Eukaryota; Metazoa; Arthropoda; Insecta; Lepidoptera; Erebidae. The record is from the annotation of a GenBank genome assembly.
AUGGCAAGUGAGAAUCUGAAUAUUAAUAUAAAAAGCGAAUUGGAGUCAGACCAGCCGGCAAAAAAAAUAAAAUUGGAACCAAAAUUAGAAAGUGAUGUGAAACAAUCUGUUAUGACAAGAACUGUGGCAACUAUGUGUGGAGCUUGGAGACCUGAAGAAGAAUAUGGGGGCUUGAUCUUCGUCUUUAAGGAUAGGGAUGGUGGCUUGAGUCCUGAUCCAGUGAAUCAAGAGGACUUUCCGGAGAACAUUGAAGAUUUCUGGGAGGCGAGCCUGUUGGCCAUCGAUGAUAAACAGAUUUCUCUAAUGUUUACAGAACCGCUAAAAGCCCGCUGUGCGUACUCCGUUUAG